GGGGGCGGGGCGGUCCACUGCGCAUGCGCAGACGUGUCCUCGGUUCUUCCUCUAGUUAAGUUCAGUAUGGUGGACGCAGCGCGCCUGUCUCUUGUAGGUUAGAUAAAGUGACUUCGAAAGCUACACACAAGUUCAUAAGGUUGACCAAACUUUCAUGGAAGAUACUGGCCUGCGAUUCUCAGACGACACCGUUACUGGAAUGCUGGACACUGAGUCCCCUGUCAUGGAGAGCAAUGGGGAUGCCUUUCUUCCUGACCUUCCGGUUCUAGGACAAACAGCUGACUGGUCCCCGGACCAGGUUGCUCCAGAACCGCUCACCAACAUCUUGCCCGAGGACUCCGAUUCAUCCCAGGAUGCUCCGGAGCAAGAACAGUCACCGGACGAGCAGAUGAAUUCCACAGAGCUGGGAUCUGUGGAGAAGGCUGUGGAGCAGUUUCAGAUUGCCAGUGCUCAGCUCUUCCAAGAAGAGCAGUCACCACCUCCACCACCACCACCACCACAGCCCGCAGAACAGCCAGAACAGCCAUCAGAACACAAAGCAGAGUCUGGAGAGUCUGAGCAAGACAGCCAGGAGAUGACCGUAGAGCCAGAAGCUGCUGUGCAGGAUGGCACUCAAGAUGGGACUGAGGCACCACAGGUGACAGAGGAUGGCAUGGAGCUGGAAGAAGCAGCCAAAGAGACGACACCAGAACCGACUGUUCCUGCAGAGCCAGAGCCAGAGCCGCCCAGUGAGUUUGAAAAACUCUUCAAAGGUUGCGAGGACAACCCAGAAGAUUUCAAUGGUUGGGUCUACCUGCUGCAGUAUGUGGAACAAGAGAAUGACCUUGAAGCUGUGAGAAAGUCAUUUGAUAUAUUCUUCCUACGUUAUCCUUACUGCUAUGGCUACUGGAAGAAGUAUGCUGAUAUUGAGAAAAAGCAUGAGAAUAUACAGAUUGCAGAAGAGGUAUACAGAAGAGGCUUGCAGGCCAUCCCUCUCAGUGUGGACCUGUGGCUGCAUUACCUGACCUACAUCAAGGAGAACUCUGACCUGGAAGAUCCAGAAACCGAGGGACGCAUUCGAGCUGCCUAUGAACAUGCAGUGCGUGCAGCAGGCACAGACUUUCGCUCAGAUCGCCUGUGGGAGUCCUACAUCAACUGGGAGACAGAGCAGAACAAACUGGCUAACGUCACCGCCAUCUACGACCUCGUCUUGAGCAUCCCAACCCAGCUGUAUUCCCAGCACUUCCAGAGGUUCAAAGAGCAUGUGCAGAACAACAACCCCAAACACUUCUUGUCAGAAGAGGAGUUUGUUCAGAUGAGGCUCGAGCUCUCUAAAGCCAGCCUAUCGGCGAUGAUCCGCGAGGAUGAGGAGACACCCGUUGCUCAGGAGGAGUUACCACCUGGUACGGAGGAUCUGGCGGACCCUGCUAAGAGAGUGACAGAGAUCGAGAACAUGCGCCACAAGGUGACCGAGGUUCGGCAGGAAGUGUUCAACCACAACGAACAUGAAGUCAGCAAGCGCUGGGCCUUCGAGGAAGGGAUUAAGAGGCCAUACUUCCAUGUCAAAGCCUUAGAGAAGACGCAGCUGAACAACUGGAAGGAGUACCUGGACUUUGAAAUUGAAAACGGGUCUUGGGAGCGCGUGGUCGUUCUUUUCGAGCGAUGCCUCAUCGCUUGUUCACUCUACGAGGAGUUCUGGACCAAGUAUGCAAAAUAUCUAGAGGGCUACAGCAGUGAUAGUGUGAGACAUGUCUACAAGAAGGCGUGCGACAUCCAUAUGCCCAAGAAACCAGCAAUCCACCUGCUGUGGGCUGCCUUUGAGGAGCAGCAGGGUAAUGUAGAGGAGGCUCGUGGCAUCCUGAAGUCCCUGGAGGCAGCGGUCCCGGGUCUGGCCAUGGUGCGCCUUCGGAGGGUCAGUCUCGAGCGUCGUCACGGUAACUUGGAGGAGGCGGAGGCCCUGUUGACGGAGGCCAUGGAGUCUGCGAAGAAUGCUACGGAGACAUCGUUUUAUGCUGUGAAGCUGGCCAGGCAGAUGAUGAAGGUGCAGAGAAGUCUGAGCAAGGCCAGGAAGGUGCUGCUGGAUGCCAUUGAAAAGGACCAGACGAGUCCGAAACUCUAUCUAAACCUGCUUGAGCUGGAAUAUAGUGGGGAUGUGACGCAGAAUGAGGCCGAGAUCUUGGCUUGUUUCGACCGAGCCCUGAAGAGCCAGAUGCCCCUCGAAUCCCGCCUCCUCUUCUGUCAGCGCAAGGUCGAGUUCCUCGAGGACUUUGGCAGUGACAUCAAUGUGCUUGUGGCUGCAUAUGAGGAACACCAGAAACUACAAAAAGAAAGCGAACCCACAAAGAGGAAAGCCGAGAACGGGUAUGACAGCUCUACGGAGCCCGACCCCAAGAGACAGCGCGUGGACGAAGAUUCCGCAGAUGUAGCAAAUGCAGGAACAGACGCGCAGGCAAACAACUCUGCGUACAACAACUGGUACCAGCAGCAAUACGGCGGUUGGGGACAAAACUCCUGGGGACAGUACAACCAAUAUGCCCAGUAUAACCAGUACUACCCCCCUCCUCCAACAUGAUGGACAAAAUCCUGACAUAAAGAUGGAGACUCAGAGUCUACAUGCCUACAUCUCUGAACAGGGCUACUUAACAUGGUGUCAUGGGGAUCAUUUCAAUCUGACCUCAGAAGCUGAUUUGUUCCUUCUUUCUGCUUUAAAGUGUGCUAAUCAGUUUGUAGCCAUUGGUUGGAAAAAAUACACUUGGCCCUCCUUGACAGUCAUGUUGAUCAGCCAUGUUGUUUAAAAAAAUAAUAAUUGCCACAUUCAUCUUCAACACUGGGCUGCUUUUUUUUGGGGUUCAUUAAUGCAUGUUACUUGUGAAGGCAGAUAUAUUUUUUCUCGUGUGAUUAAAGCUUUUUAAUUUUUAGAUGGAUGACUUACUUUGGUCUCUUUCUUUGUGUUUAAGAUUUAAACUUGCAACGGAGGCAUUCAUUGAUGUACCUCUUGAGUCGUGUUUUCUCCCUCCCAAACUGAAAGAUUUUUAAUAUUUCAUGGCUAUGUUUCCAUAGAGAAAAUGAAGAGUUCCACCUUUUUUAUUUUGACCUGAUUUCAUAAUAAAGAUAUUGAUAUCCUGAA
Sebastes umbrosus (honeycomb rockfish) is the source of this 3106-nucleotide messenger RNA. RefSeq names its product PRP39 pre-mRNA processing factor 39 homolog (yeast) (gene prpf39). Gene Ontology annotation, biological process: RNA processing; mRNA 5'-splice site recognition. The record is from RefSeq and is a predicted model, not a curated record. The transcript is spliced from 15 exons. The coding region runs from base 155 to 2551 and encodes 798 amino acids. Gene Ontology annotation, cellular component: U1 snRNP; U2-type prespliceosome; commitment complex. Gene Ontology annotation, molecular function: protein binding. NCBI's taxonomy places the organism in Eukaryota, Metazoa, Chordata, Actinopteri, Perciformes, Sebastidae.